GGGCAAAGGGGAGAAAGCAUUGGGCACCAAGUAAAUUGUGUCAUCGCUAUUAGCGCUCCUCUGACCUGAGGUUUGGUGUCGGCUAGGGAAAUAGGGUUGUGCACAUUUGCGUCUUUAGGGUUCUUGGCGGAGUUGUCUUUCUCUUUGCGCAUUGUGUAAACAGGGGAGCUCUCGCCGCAACACUCGCCCCGCUAGCACCUAACCGCAUCCUGAUGCGCUCACAAAGGACUUGCCCGUCUUGCGGCCUUUCUCUCCUUCCAGUCCCUUUGCCGCCAGUAAAGCACGCGCUAAACGACAGUACCGACCAUACAUUUGCGAUUGAUGAGCUUCGCGGCCACGUACCGCCUGCUGCCGCUAGCAACAUUCGAAAGCCUUACCAACAUCUUUACUCUCAACAGCAGCUUCUCGCUAUGUCCGUCUAUGCGUCAACGAUACCCAUAUCUCACCCGAAGCGGCCGCGUUGCGAUAAUUGGGGGACAAUGUUUGAAAUGGAGGCAAAUGUCGUCCUCCGGAAGGCAACCUUGCGAACGUCAGCGGAAGACAAUGCAAAAACAUGGCCAUGUGCAAAGCCAAGGGCGGGGUCGACAAGACACUGUGGCUCAAAGGAAGGAGGAGCUUCAUCAUCACGGCAGAGUGCGGCAUGUUCACAUAGGAAUAGCUGGCGAACUGGCUUGCGUUGUGGGUACAGAUAGUGUUACGUGUUCCUUUCACAGUAACCACUUUGCUCAUGAAAGCCGCGAGCAUUGUGUAAGUCUGGGAAGGAAUGGCGGCGGGGUCGAUGAGAGUGGAGAACGUAUGUCGGUGAAGCACGAGGGAGGUAGUGGGAAGGCACUUUUGGUCCAUGAAAUAGUCGAGGAGCUUCGAGCGCACCUUAGAGAUUUAACUCAUGUCGAUGCAAGCAGGGUAUGGUGGCUUCUCGUACAUGGGUCUCGGUACGGUGCGGACCAAAUGACGAAUCUCGGUCUAAUUCUGGAAUUGCUGACCCGUGAAGAGAUCCGUGCUGUGAUCAAUGCAUUGCGAAGACUGCCUAGUCCGCAUAAGGCGCUGAAGCUAAUUUAUAAACUAAUUCGCUGGAUGAAGGCAGCUGGACUGAAGCCGAAUGCCGACGAAUGGAACGUAAUUGUUUGGUUGUACCUAUGGCGCCUAGGACAAGACCUGGACAAGACCCACAGGCUUUGCAGACGGCUGGGCAGUAGGAGAUAUGGCGAGCCAAAUAUGGAUACCUGGAUUUUGUUUUAUGAAAGAGCCGUCGCGUCUCGAGAUCGGAGAGGCAUGGAUUGGGUGGUCGCAGAAAUGCGGCAACAAAGUGCACUUAUCGAUACGAGAGUGGUGUGUCAAUUCCUAAAAGCUCAUGCUGCCGAAGGUGACAUUGCCGGUGCUCUACACCUAUAUCGAAUGUUACCCUCCCUCGGCAUUAUACCCGACUUGUCGAUCUACCAGCAGCUGAUUGCGCUUGCUUCUCGGAAUAGGAACCCGCUAAUUGCCUGUCAGCUCUAUGAAGAAAUGUUAAAUCAAGGAAUUCAGCCCACUGUCGCAGUUUUCAAUUCCAUUAUCAAUGCUCACUUAAAACGAGGGCAGGGUGUUCAGAAUUGGUUAAAGCGGAUGAAAGACAAUGAGUUCAAGCCGAAUGUCGCGACCGUUACUAUCCUCUUGCACAACAAACUAGCAAGGGGAAAUACAACGAACGACGUAUUCCCUACCUUCGAAUCCAUUUUCAACGACGAAAAGCAGGAAGUGGACAUGGUAUUUGCCUCGGUUGCCAUCGACUACUUUGUCGGUGUAGGUCGGCUAGUGGAGGCGCGCACACUGUACAAUGCCAUGGUAGCGCGGAAGAUUCAACCUGACCCAUCAAUAUACGGAUCCUUGAUCCGUGGCUAUCUCAUUGAGCGUGAUGAAAUCUCUGCUGAAGAAAUGAUCAGGGAAAUGGCGCGGGACGACGUAAAGCCCGAUAGGUAUAUGAUGACAAAAUUGAUCGACGGCUAUCUACGACGUAACGACUUCGACACUGCCUCUCGUGCAUACCGUGAGAUGCUUCGGAGCACCGGCCUGCGUAAUAUCCGCGCAGCUGGUAUUCGACCGGACUCGCACGUGCUUUCUGCAUUUCUUGCCUCCUUCGCCCGCCUUAAAGAUCCGGAGACCGCCCUGAAAGUUUUUGUUGAGAUGCGAACAAAUGGGGUCAAACCUGAUGCAGCGGCGUAUACCCAACUUAUGUCAUUAUUUAUUCACGAUGUGUCCGUUGUACGCCAACUGUGGGCGGAUCUCCAAGCAACUGGGGUGACGCCAGAUGAAGAAUGCUUUCGCAUCCUGUUGGUGGCCACCAUUCAAGAUGACGCAGAUGUCUCUGAUAUCAAACAAAUAUUCGACGAUAUGACGCGGCACAACGUGGAACCGAACUCACGCAUCUUUAGUGAGCUAACAGCCCCGCAGGGUCAAUUUGGAGAACUGCCUAUGACGCAAGCGGUUUUUGAUCGGAUGCGAGCAACCAACAUAAAGCCGACUGUUUAUGCAUACGGACGAAUCAUACGAGUGCAUGCCUGGGAAGGGAACUUUGAGCAGGCAGAGUCCUAUUUUCGCAUGACACGGCAACACGGGCUUUUGCCUAAUGUACAUACGUAUAAUUCUAUUAUUCGUGGGUUUAUCCGGUGGAAACGGUGGGAAAAGGCGCUGGAGUAUCAUGGAAUGCUAAUCGCGGAAGGGUGUCCGAGACUAGCAGAGUUGGAGCAUCGGAUGGAGGAAGUGAGGAGAGCGGUUGGAGAAGAGGAGUGGGAAAGGCAUUUGACGGCAGGAAAGGCAACUUUGGUGAAGAGGUCAGCUGACACUGUGCCGGCGUCCUUGGCGGCGAAGGAACGACUACCGAACUUUCCGUGUUCCACGUUAAAUGUCACUAGCACGCUUGCCAGGUUACUUUUCGGCGAUGGCGACGAUGCGCAGGAAGGUUGCAGCAAGGACGGCUCCCUGGAAGCUCUAACAGAUGUCUUUUCAUCACCUUUACCUGACAAGACGGUGCGGGUUCAAGUCGUGCAUGAAGUUGAUGUUGAGGACCGGG
Spizellomyces punctatus DAOM BR117 is the source of this 3046-nucleotide messenger RNA. RefSeq names its product pentatricopeptide repeat domain-containing protein. Gene Ontology annotation, molecular function: protein binding. The transcript has a single exon. The record is from RefSeq and is a predicted model, not a curated record. The annotation marks the transcript as partial. NCBI's taxonomy places the organism in Eukaryota, Fungi, Chytridiomycota, Chytridiomycetes, Spizellomycetales, Spizellomycetaceae.